CGAGUCCGGUUACAUUGCAGCACACAGGAAUUCAUAUAAUACAAACACGAAAGACGCAAGAUGUGGAGGGGGGAGUCAGAGAUGGACGCGGGUGGAUCAGAGACGAAAUUAGAACCUUCGGAGGUUCUAAAUCCGAAGGUUUACAAAUGUUCGUCAAAAAAUGUUCGUCAUUUUCAAAGAGUCCUCGAAUAUCACUUCUUCGCAGGCUUCUGCGCCCGUAACAUUUUUAUUAUGAUAAAUGUUACCAUUAAAGUUUGUCAUUUUUUAACUUCUCUAGGCCGAGGGAACGACAACAUUGCGUUGUCAUUAGAGGAAACGUUGGAGGAAAAGUUAUUCCGAUGCCAAUAGAUUCUUGGAUUACAAACUCAUCGACCACGUUGUGCAGUUUAAGGCUAACUUUUAGUAUCCUUCGAGCAUUACAAUUUGCUUGUUCUCCUACAAAGUAGACAAAUCAUUUGCAAUGGUGAAUCUCGGGAGGCGGAGUAGGUACUUAUGAUGCCGGCUGUAUCUGCUGAGUUUUGCCUGAUUACCCACCCAACAGAUAUGGAAAUAAAGUGUGUCAACGUUCUCCUUUUCCAGACACUUUAUGGAGAGUUUAAGGGCCCCAAUGCCCGCUCGCGUAGGCUUCAAGAAUGGGGUCGCAUACGCGAGCGAGCCAUUCAACUUGGCCUGAUAAAUGACGCAACAUCGACGCAAAGCAUGCUGCAGGGUGUUAUAAAAAACACCCAAGACCGGACAAAAAAAAAAUUCCAGCAAAAGAACCAGUCGGGGGCAGGUGCAGUGGUCUGGACCCAGCUCGACGAUACCGUCAUGGAUUGCGUGGGCAGAGACAACUACCUGACGUCGUUUAAGGUUCCUGGCGGGAUUACCUGGGGCCAGAUGAUGACGAAUCAGCAAGAAGCCGGCCCAGAAACCGCACUGACAACCGCGGGAGAAACGUCAUCAGCACCCAGUAUCUACUUCACUACAGAAGACGGUCGGUUGAUAGGGCUGGGCACGCCGCUCGCCCAGUCUCCGGCGACCAAUGCGACCACGAUAACCACCACGGUCCUCUCGACCGUCCCCUCGACCAGGGCAGGCUCGUCAAACGCAACAACCCCUUCGACUGGUCCGCCCCAGGAAAGCGCCAUGGCUCUCUCGUCCGGCAAGGCCUCGUCAGCUGACGCAGCCCCUUCGACUGUUCCGUCCCACUCCCAGGGGAGCGCCACGGCUCUCUCGACCGGCAAGGCCUCGUCAGCUGACCCAGCCCUCCCGACUGGAGCGUCCCAGGAGAGCGUCACGGCUCUCUCGACCGGCGAGGCCUCGUCAGCUGACGCAGCCCUCUCGACUAGAGCGUCCCAGGAGAGCGUCACGGCUCUCUCGACCGGCGAGGCCUCGUCAGCUGACGCAGCCCUCUCGAUUGGUGCGUCCCAGGAGAGCGCCACGGCUCUCUCGACCGGCGAGGCCUCGUCAGCUGACGUGGCCCUCUCGACUAGAGCGUCCCAGGCAUCGGAGAGAAACCGCGAUGAGAUUGAAGCGCGCCUCCAGCUCAUCCGCUCAACGCCACUCUUCAGACGGACGCCGGAGGAGGUGACCCUGCUCCGCACCUACCUCAGCUUACAGAUCCUGGAGGACAUGCUGCAGGGAGGAACUCCCACACCAACCCUGACAUAUGUGCUAUGAGCAGGGCUGCGGAACCGCAGCUAGAGCUGGAUCCGGAGCCGCCGGAGCCGGCAUCUUUUGCCCGGAGAUGGAGGCGGAGCCGGAGCUGUCGAAGUUGGUGGCGACUCUGGCUAAAUUUGUUUGUUUUGUUUUUAAGGAAAAAGUUAACUUAAUUAGUUCGGUUUGACAGUCACGUGAAUGAAAUACGCCUCAAAUAUAUUAUUCCUUUCUUGUGAAGGAAAUAAACCGUUUUAAGAA
Messenger RNA from Amphibalanus amphitrite, 1899 nucleotides. Its product is annotated as mucin-5B-like. The record is from RefSeq and is a predicted model, not a curated record. Bases 493 to 1662 code for a protein of 389 amino acids. The transcript has 3 exons. Lineage: Eukaryota; Metazoa; Arthropoda; Thecostraca; Balanomorpha; Balanidae.